UUCACUCCAUCCACAUCCACAUCCACCCAUAAACAUCAGCACUUCCUACCAAGAUAAACAAUACAUUCGACACUCGACCUUCGACCUUCGAUCUCCGACCUCUUCAUGUCCUUGAUAACCUCUUAGGUAUUUGCCAGCUUUAGGUCCUUUUCGGUAUCUUGUUUGUUCAGUCGUUCAACUUCUUCAGUUUCGUGUACAAUUCCAAAAAAAAAACCCCCCGAGUUCAAUUCUUCAUCUGUCAACAAAGUCGAUAUAUCACAACCCCAUUCUUUAUAUCGUCGAUUACACGUUGGGAUCUAUCGAAGAUUCAAUACAUCUUCAUCGACCCACCAUCAUCCUCUCCACAACACUCCACACAUAAUAGUUAAUACAACAACACAUCGUCAAAUAUGCCAGUUAGUCGAGCAACUAGUCGUAGGGCUCCUACAAAUGAGAACGAUGAGAACGUAGCUGGUGUCACGACCCGUCUUACUAGAUCUAAAUCUGCAGCAUUUACUACGGAAGAAGUUACCGGUGCCGUCAAGAAGCCACUUGCAACCAAGAAAUCAACUACCACUGCACAGCCGGCCCGAAAGCGGGCAGCCUUGGGAGAUGUUAGCAAUGUUGCCAAGGGAGGAGAUGCAGUCGAGGCAAAGAAGCCUGCUGCUAAGAGCGGACUAGUUUCGAAAGCUUCACAACCAACUGGCGUCACCAAGAAUAGUACACGAUCAGCCCUCGGAGCUAAGGAUACAAACAAGAAGUCGUUGAGUAAGGCUGCUGGAUCUGGAGUAAUGAAGAGAAAGACCACUGCUGCUUCGAUAGCUGCUGCGGUAAAGGAAGAAGCUCCCGUCGAAGACGAACAACCAUCCCGAAAGAAGGUUCACAUUGAAGCAGAAAAGCAAACUAAGGUUGUCGUUGAAGAAAAGGAGAAUGAGGUGGAGGCAGAGGCUGUCGUUGAGCCGGAGCCAAAGGAAUCCGUCAGACUUGAGUUUGCCGAAGGUGUACGCGACUUGGAUGCUGAAGACACCGAUGACCCUUUGAUGGUGGCUGAGUAUGUCGUUGAAAUCUUCGAAUACUUGAAGAAGUUGGAGAUUGCUACCAAACCCAAUGAAAAGUACAUGGCACAUCAAGAAGAUCUGGAGUGGAAGAUGCGUGGCAUUCUCGUCGAUUGGCUCAUUGAAGUUCACACACGCUUUCACCUCCUCCCAGAAACCUUGUUCCUUGCCGUCAACAUCAUCGACCGCUUCCUUUCCACCAAAGUUGUUCAACUCGAUCGUCUUCAGCUCGUUGGUGUUACUGCAAUGUUCAUUGCUUCUAAGUACGAAGAAGUCCUCUCACCUCACGUCGCCAACUUCCGUCACGUCGCCGAUGAUGGAUUCACUGAAGCAGAGAUCCUUAGUGCCGAGCGUUAUGUUCUUAGUGCUCUCAACUAUGAUUUGAGCUAUCCCAACCCAAUGAACUUCUUGAGACGUAUCUCCAAGGCAGAUGACUAUGAUAUCCAGACCCGCACUUUGGGCAAGUACUUGAUGGAAAUCAGUCUCCUUGAUCAUCGAUUCAUGAAGUAUCUCCCUAGUCACGUCGCUGCUGCAUCCAUGUAUCUCGCCCGCCUCAUUCUCGAGAAAGGUGAAUGGGACCCAAUGUUGACUCACUACUCUGGUUACAGCGAGGAUGAGAUUGAGCCUGUCUUCCAAUUGAUGGUUGAUUACCUUGCUCGUCCUGUUACUCACGAGGCAUUCUUCAAGAAGUAUGCUAGCAAGAAAUUUUUGAAGGCUUCAAUUCUUACCAGAUCAUGGGCCAAGAAACAUGCCUCCCUUUAUGGUAUUGACGUUACCCAACCUUUAGAAUCUUCAUAGAACAUAUGAUACUUAAUCAUAUUUACUACCUUCAUCGUGCUCUUCCCUGGAUACACCCUUUGCAUUUUAAUUGGUUGGGAUACGAAAUGGUACUUACGACGGAUGAUCUUAUGGAUUCGACUACCAAUAUACCACACACAAUCCUGGUCUAUAAUGGUUCGACUUUGGUUUAUGUCGAUGCUUCUCGAGGCGUUGAGUGAUAUCUUUCUUGUUGUCUUUGGUUUGGUGCAUGCUCUUUUUUUUUUAACAUAAAUUGGCGUUUGGGUCUGUACGCAAAUGGAUCUUACAGUAUUGGCGUCUGGGAAACUGAUAUCGUCUUCACAAAUUGCUUCACGUCUUGCAGCAAACAUUCUGGCUACAAGCAUAUAGCAGAACAUCACUGGCAGCUGCGCUCUAUUGCUGUCAUGAGUUGUGAAAGCAGGAAAAGGGUAUUAUUUCUUGUGUUGAUUACAUGAGAUAGCUUUUGUAAAUAUAUUCUAGGCGCAAUGAUAAACACUAAAAUUAUAAAAAUAAAUAUGAAUGAACUAUA
Molecule: messenger RNA, 2361 nt
Organism: Botrytis porri
Lineage: Eukaryota; Fungi; Ascomycota; Leotiomycetes; Helotiales; Sclerotiniaceae
Exons: 4
Coding region: 390-1832 (480 amino acids)
Biological process (GO): regulation of cyclin-dependent protein serine/threonine kinase activity; G2/M transition of mitotic cell cycle
Cellular component (GO): cytoplasm; cyclin-dependent protein kinase holoenzyme complex; nucleus
Molecular function (GO): cyclin-dependent protein serine/threonine kinase regulator activity
Source: RefSeq, a predicted model, not a curated record